Molecule: messenger RNA, 1485 nt
Organism: Penicillium hordei
Lineage: Eukaryota; Fungi; Ascomycota; Eurotiomycetes; Eurotiales; Aspergillaceae
Product: MFS transporter
Exons: 3
Coding region: 1-1485 (494 amino acids)
Biological process (GO): transmembrane transport
Molecular function (GO): transmembrane transporter activity
Source: RefSeq, a predicted model, not a curated record
AUGAGCUCAAGUACUACAAAUUGCACUGAAGAAGGAUUUGGCAAAGACACCUUCGGGGAUCCACGGGUCUCUUAUCAAGCCUCAAAUGGGAUAGUCGAGUUCGACGGCCUAGCCGACGCAACACACCCUUUUAAUUGGCCGCUGAACAAGAAGUUCACCGUAUCCGUGGCACUCGCAUUUUCUACAUUUACUGUGGGUUUCAACUCGUCACUCUUCUCAGCAGCAACUACUCAAGUCACCAAUGAAUACGGAGUAUCCCCUAUUGAAGCAACUUUGGGAGUCUCCUGCUAUGUUCUGGGCUUUGCUACCGGUCCUAUCUUCUGGGCUCCCUUCUCUGAGCUGAAAGGAAGACGACUACCCAUUUUGCUAGGUAUCUUUGGAUUUGCGGUAUUUUCCUUGGGAGUGGCAUCCGCCAGCAACAUUCAAACCAUCAUCAUUUGCCGCUUCUGGGCUGGUAUGUUCGCUGCAUCACCCAUGACCGUAGCCGCAGCGGUAUUUGCCGAUAUCUUCGACGGGGCGGCUCGAGGCCCAGCUACAUCUUUAUUCUGCAUAAAUGUGCUGAUGGGACCUAUGUUGGCCCCUUCAGUCGGUGGUUUUAUAUGCGCAUCUUCUCUGGGGUGGCGCUGGACCGCAUGGCUGGGGAGCAUUAUGGGAUUUACAGGGUUUGUCCUUGAUAUGCUUUGGCUGGACGAAACGUACGCACCCAUACUUUUGACAAAAAAGGCGAGCGCUCUACGCCACACGACUGGGGACUGGAGCCUACACGCGAAGCAUGAAAAAAUCGUUUUGGACAGGAGGACGCUGGUCGUUACAUACCUCGCCCGGCCCCUUCGUCUACUGUUGACUGAGCCGCUGAUCUGCCUCUCCUCCAUUUAUCUCGCCUUCAUCUAUGGGCUUAUGUAUCUGUUUUUGUCUGCAUACCCAUUGGUCUUCGAAAAGGUGCACGGUUUCAGCCCUGGUGUAGCCGGACUCGCCUACCUGGGGCUGGUGCUGGGGAUUUUGAUAGGCGGGGCGUACGUGAUCUCCAUGCAACCAUCCUACCGCCGCAAGCUAAAGGCAAACAACGGGAUAAUUAUCCCGGAAUGGCGUCUUCCUCCCGUUAUGAUUGGCAGUAUAACAUUCGCAGUCGGAGUCCUCUGGUUUGGCUGGUCGGGGUACCGUGCUUCUGUGCACUGGAUUGUACCAGUACUAUCCGGCAUUCCUACCGGAUUUGGGCUGUUCUGCAUCUUCCAACAGCUGCUGAACUAUCUUGUUGACAUCUACCUACCUUAUUCCGCCUCCGUCAAUGCGGGCAGCUCGAUUCUUCGUUCGUUGUUUGGGUUUGGAUUCCCGCUAUUUGCAUUGUCAUUGUUCGAUUCAUUGGGUAUUAAUUGGGCGGGAACACUUCUUGGAGGUAUUGCUGUGCUGUGUGUUCCACUUCCAUGGAUCUUCUACAAAUGGGGUCCUCAAUUGAGGGCUAAAAGCAAGUACAGUUUGAAAUUGUGA